Talaromyces atroroseus is the source of this 897-nucleotide messenger RNA. Its product is annotated as Mitochondrial RNA-splicing protein MRS3. Lineage: Eukaryota; Fungi; Ascomycota; Eurotiomycetes; Eurotiales; Trichocomaceae. The record is from RefSeq and is a predicted model, not a curated record. Gene Ontology annotation, biological process: iron import into the mitochondrion. The transcript is spliced from 6 exons. Gene Ontology annotation, cellular component: mitochondrial membrane. The coding region runs from base 1 to 897 and encodes 298 amino acids. Gene Ontology annotation, molecular function: ferrous iron transmembrane transporter activity.
AUGGCGGAACACAUCCCAGGACAGGAAUAUGAGUAUGAAGCUCUUCCUUCGAAUUAUGGCUUGGGUCAAAAUAUGCUAGCCGGUGCUUUCGCGGGGAUUGCGGAACACUCGGUUAUGUAUCCGGUUGAUCUGCUCAAGUAUGCGCCUUUUUGGGGGGGCUUUUUUCAGACUCGAAUGCAAGUUUUACAUCCGACAUCGGGCGGGCUUUAUACCGGUAUCACAAAUGCGGUGUCUACCAUUUACCGAAUUGAAGGCUGGAGGACGUUGUGGAAGGGUGUGUCGAGCGUGAUCGUGGGCGCUGGUCCUGCCCAUGCUGUCUAUUUCGGAACAUAUGAAGCCGUGAAGGAGCUCGCUGGUGGAAACGCCGAAGGACAUCACCCCUUUGCUGCUGCCCUAAGCGGAGCAAGCGCAACAAUUGCUAGCGACGCCCUCAUGAACCCAUUUGAUGUGAUCAAACAGCGCAUGCAGGUCCAUGGCUCCGUUCACAAGACACUCGCGCAGUGUGCAAGGACGGUUUAUCGAACCGAAGGUCUCCAGGCUUUCUACGUCUCGUACCCGACGACUCUCAGCAUGACCGUUCCUUUUACAGCCACGCAGUUUGUGGCCUACGAGUCGAUAUCCAAGAUGAUGAAUCCCAAGAACGAGUACGAUCCGUUCACCCAUUGUAUUGCGGGUGGCCUCGCUGGCGCCGUGGCCGCUGCAAUCACCACGCCGCUCGACGUGAUAAAGACGCUGUUGCAGACCCGGGGUUUGGCUACAGACCAGGAGAUUCGCUCGGCGCGAGGCUUGUUCAAUGCUGCUGCCAUUAUCAAGCGCCAGUUCGGAUGGGCCGGUUUUCUGCGCGGACUGCGUCCUCGCAUUAUCUCGACCAUGCCCAGCACUGCGAUUUGCUGGUGA